AUGAAUCCUAUUCUAAAGAGUUUGCAUUCACAUGUUUUGCCGUCUUUCUUGCAUAAAUUUUCGACAUCAUAUGGGCAUUUUGCUAAGACGGGAAGUUGGAAAUAUUUGACACAAAGUGCUUCAAUUCCGAAAAUACAAGCAAUGAACCAAAAAAUACCUGCCACAAAUAAACAAAGUUUCGAUUAUUUUCUUGUCCUCGAUUUCGAAGCAACUUGUGAAGAAGGGAUUAAAAUUAUGCCACAUCAAGAGAUAAUCGAGUUCCCGGUUAUACAGUUAUCGGGAGAAAAUUUGGAAGAAGUUGGCCGGUUUCAUCGAUAUGUGAGGCCUACUGAACGACCAAUUUUAACUUCGUUUUGUACUGACCUUACUGGAAUUGUGCAGGAAACAGUUGCAAAUCAAGAGACCCUUCCGGACGUUUUAAACGCUUUUGAUAAAUGGCUCAUUGAUUCGAAUUUGAUUAACGCCGAUCGUUCCAUGAAAUCACUUUUUACUUUUAUAACAUGUGGUGAUUGGGAUCUUGGUGUAUUGCUUCCUAGCGAAGCGAAUUAUCGAAAUUUGGAGCUACCAGAGCAAGCUUUUUAA
Acanthocheilonema viteae is the source of this 582-nucleotide messenger RNA. The record is from the annotation of a GenBank genome assembly. Lineage: Eukaryota; Metazoa; Nematoda; Chromadorea; Rhabditida; Onchocercidae.